GGGAACGAGAGAAUGCGAGAGUGCACGAAAAGACUGAGCGAGAGCGAGCAGAGAUAGGGAGGGAGCGGUGGAGUGAAUUCCGUGGUAUCCUGACGCCGAAAACAUGGCUCUCAACGGGAAAUUGCACGCCCUAGCGACACAGUGCAUCUCGCACUGCCGAAGGAACUACGGCAUCAGUGCGGUGCUGAUGCAGAAAUCUUUGGAUCCCGUGCAGAAACUGUUUGUGGACAAACUUCGGGAGUACGCCCAGAAGAGCAAAUCCAAGAGUGAACUUUUCGUUGAUGCCGACGAAAAAAUCAAGAUGGAGUACAACGACGAGCUGAAAAAAGCAGCCGUUCAGUUUGGAGGCGACAAGGGUUCCGACAUGAGCAAGUUUCCCGAUUUCCAGUUUGAAGAUCCCCAACUGGACCCCAUCAACCUGGAGAAGAAGUAAGCUGCCAGCGGAGUUCCCACUGCACCCGUAGGCUCUCAAUUUAAAAAAAUAAAAUGUACAGACACUGCUGCUAAAAUAAAAGACGGUUAAAA
Molecule: messenger RNA, 525 nt
Organism: Ixodes scapularis (black-legged tick)
Lineage: Eukaryota; Metazoa; Arthropoda; Arachnida; Ixodida; Ixodidae
Product: ATP synthase-coupling factor 6, mitochondrial
Exons: 4
Coding region: 104-433 (109 amino acids)
Biological process (GO): proton motive force-driven ATP synthesis
Molecular function (GO): proton transmembrane transporter activity
Source: RefSeq, a predicted model, not a curated record